Molecule: messenger RNA, 4342 nt
Organism: Carassius gibelio (silver crucian carp)
Lineage: Eukaryota; Metazoa; Chordata; Actinopteri; Cypriniformes; Cyprinidae
Gene: arhgef33
Product: Rho guanine nucleotide exchange factor (GEF) 33
Exons: 15
Coding region: 295-2406 (703 amino acids)
Molecular function (GO): guanyl-nucleotide exchange factor activity
Source: RefSeq, a predicted model, not a curated record
GUAAAACAAGGCCUCUUUUUGUCCUCGACUUCAUCAGACUCACAUGUUUCAAAGAGGAGGGGAAGAGAUAGGUGGGACAGAUGAGAGAGAGAGAAAGACAAGUGAUAGAAAAACAAAGUCACAGAAUCGGAGAGCUCUCCUGUUAUUUCUAACCAUAUCAAAACGUAGAAGUGUCACAUUUAAUUGUUUUGUAAAAUUAAUUAGUUUGAGCAAAGAAACUCUACUAGAAAGGAUCCAAACCACAGAGGAUCUGAAACGACAGUCCUGGAUUUGAACCUGGAAGACUGUCGGAUCAUGGAGAAUGGUAAAAUAGAGGGUACAGGUUAUGACAUAGAUGCCAUAGACCUUCAGUUGCAGGCGAUGUGGGUGGAGCUAAAAUCGGGAGUUGGAAGUGUGGUUGAAGAUUUUGCCACACUACGGCAAACCUACAGCCGACUAGAGGAGAAAGUCUCUACCUAUCAACAAGAAACCAAUGAAAAGAUCCUGUCUCUCAGAAACACACUUAACACAUUACAGGAGGACAUGAGCACAGCUCUAACGCAGCUCUCUGAGGUUAGGAGUAACCAAAAAGACCUGCAGAGAGACCUGGACCUUAUGCAGAGCACACAACACAGGAAAGGCUCAAGGGGGGAGGGAUCAGUGGAUGGCCACGCCUCUCUAAACAGCCAAACAGAACUCAGUCUCAUUCAGCAUUACAUAAGCAGCCUGUCAGCUAAUCAGAACUCUUAUCUUGAGCAUGACGGUCAAAAGAAGUUUCCAGUGUGGAGGGAGAGAAAAAACAACCGAGAUUUGAAAGAACAAAAUAACUCAACUCAGAGGCAGACUGCCGCGCUGGAGCUGUUGGAGUCUGAGAGAGCGUAUGUGUCGUAUCUCUCACUCCUGUUAAAGGCCAACAUCAGUUUUAAUGGAUCGGAAAACAUCAGCCUCAAAGACAAACGGCCUUUCCCUCCCUCUCUACGCUUCUUGAUUCAGCAGCAUCUGGAACUCCUUCACCUCCUUCAGGAGAGAGUUCUUAAGAGCCACUGGCAAGGAAUCAUGGGAGAUGUAUUUCUAAGGCUCACUAGCAAAGAAAGUGAUUUUCUGGAUCAUUACGUAUCAUACCUACGGGACCUGCCAGAAUGUUUGACAGUUGUUAGUCUGUUCUCCUCUUCAAAAUCAGCCAGCUUACUGGAGGGUGAUAUCACAGGGGAUGAGACAUGUCCAUCUCUGCAUUCUCUGCUUCUACAACCUGUCCAACGUAUCCCAGAAUACCAUACGCUCCUCCAGAGUCUUCUGCAGCAGACAGAGUCAGAGCAUCCAGACUAUUACCUGUUACUGGUGUCUGUGCAACAGCUCCGAGCUUUCAUGUCCCAGUUCAGCCAUCUGCUACAGCACAACCAGGAGCUCCUCACACACAGUCAUGCCCUGCGAGAACACACACACAGCCUGUGCACACAACAGCAUGAGCGGCCCUCACACACCCGAAAAGAGCUAAGCAGGUCUACAGUUAGACAGCUGUAUAAAGUCGACUAUGAGAAAAAUUACAGCAACACCAGCGCACAAAAUGAUCCCUCUCGACGUAACAAACGCUACCCUGACUAUGAAACAGCACCCUAUCACUACGACCCAGAAAUCCCAUCCCCUGUCUCCUUCCUGUCUGACUCUGACUCUCGUCACAAAGCCAUCUCAGUUCCUCUGCGCAGCAUUCCAGAGUCAGAGGGAGCGGGAUCUGUCCUCUCUGAUGCUCUGGGUGCGCUCUUUCCCUAUGGAGCCGGCGGCUCUCGCUGCUCAAGCCCGUCUCAUUCCUCGGACUCCAGCAUUGAUAUUGCCUUUGUGCGUUGUAGUCCUUCUCAUAGUCCACCUCGACAGUCCCACAGUAGGGGGAGAAGCGCUGGGGGUGUGGUUUAUAGGUCCAACAGAGCCUGUGUGUCACCUGACUCAGCAGAUAUUGUGAGACCACGCCCUCUACAGGCAGUGCAGAGAAAGAGCAAAUCACUGAACGGCCUGCAGAUGGACAGUAUUGAUAGCCACGCCCAUCAGUCAAAAACUCCCGCCCACCCGAGGCUAGAGCGCCAGUCAGGUGUCAAAUCAAGACUGAGACCGAGCAGUCCAAAGCACAGAUAUGAGACACACACUGACACAGAGGAGCAGCCACGGCUAAUACAUCAAAAGGAUCCUAGAAGCCUGGUGUGGGAGGAGCUCAAAUUGAGGGGUGUGUCGGAUGAUUAUGACCACACCCCCUUGAGUGAACACAGUAGGAAAGAAGGAAAAGGAUUUAGGAACUCCUUCAAAAAGCUCUUUAAGAAAAAGUCUAGUGGUGAUGGAAAGGAGAAGACAACAGUGAAAGCUGAGUGUCAAAGCAGCGGAGAGCAUGAGUCCACCAAAGCCCCUCACACAGCAGACAUUGACAGAGGAACUGCUGUUUAAAGUGGUUCUCUGCUGGUUUUGCUUCAGGGAGUGAAGUGUUUGCUCUCUAAAUAUCUCUUGAAUGUCCAAGGUUUCAUGCAUUCAGACAUAAAACACUUUACAUGAUAAAUUAAUCAUAUUAGCAAUAUAAUUUUGGGCAGAAUUUUGAGAAUCGCUGGUUUUUGCAUUGUUUAAGCAAAUAUAUACAUGCACAUAUAAAGAAACAGACACACUUAUUCAUCUUUUGUUCAGUUUAUGCUGGGCCACUCUGACAGGAUGCAUUCUAUAUCUGAUCCAAUGUAUAUUAUCCAAUGUAUGUUAAUUACUCAUAAAUAAAUACAUGCUGUAUACAAAUAAAAAUGUAAAUAUAUUUGAAUGCAAAUGUAAAUGGUAGCAAUUAAAAUAAUAAUAAUAAAGCAAAUCUUAUUUUUAGGUAACAUUUCUUUUUAUGUGUAUAAAUGUGUGUAUAUAUAUGACACAAAUAACAACACCAUUCAGAUGUAUUUGAUUUUUUUUUUCACCUUGGUUUAAUGUGUUAAAUCUCAUAAAAGAGUUUCACAUUUGAAACAAAAUAUUGGCUUUAUACAGUCUGUAAAACUCAAAUUAUUUUACACUAUAUACAAGACAUAUGCAUCACAUCACACAAGAAAACGCUGCUGUAGUGAACAUGGAGUAGUUUGACACACACUGUACUCAAAGCAUCCAAUAACACAAUUAUGAGCUUUCAAACAUAUAGAGUAAAUGUUACUGGAGAUUAGGCUCAGACACGGUUUCAUUUGGGUCUUGACAAAAAUCUAGAGCAUGGAUCAUGUGACAAGCCCAGGGUUUAAAAUGCUGCUAGGGAGAUACUUAAUUUGCAUUAGGGUUUUAAUGGCGUAUGAUCUUAUGUAGUUUUUAAAUGCAUGUUAGAGGUAGACACGACAUGCUAAAUUGGCGCAUUCGGCUGAACGAAACAUAACUUCGCUAUUUUGACACGAAAAAAACAGUUCGUAUUCAGAUAUGUUAUUCGAACUGAUGAAAAUGCUAGCUUCACAGACGGCUACAUUCUAAACGUCCCAUUUCAUAUUUACACAUACUGCAUCCAUAAGACGUUAUGUUAUCUCUAAUCUUCAGUUUUCGAUGAGCCUGAUAAAUAGGAUUUCUUUAUCUGUUCAACUCUUACUACUGACAUUACAGCCUGUAAGUGCACACACAGCACACGUGAGCAAAUGUAGUUAAUAAUAGUGCUUGAUAAGGAACUAAAACAUGACACUUGGCCUUUCUGCAUAAAUAAUGAAAUAGAAAAACUCUAAAAAUCACUCCAUUGCCAUUAAGUGACUCAAGAUGUUGUUACAGAUGUUGUUAUUGUGGUAUUUUCGUGAUUUCUUGGACAUUGCACUAUGGUAAUACCAUGGUAUUGUUUGAAGCACCUUGAGUACCAUGUAAAUACCAUGGUAUGUCACUAGGGUAAUCAUUCAGAACCAUGAUAUACUGUAUAUGGUGUUGCCAUCUGAUACCACUAUACCAUGAUACAGCCACAGUACUUUUUUAAUAAUAAAAAAGAAGUUAAGGAUACCACUACAGUAUGAAUGAAUUAGCAUCAUUCAUGAAUAAUUAUACUUUGAUGAAAAUAUUUAUAUUGGCUGUAAUUAAUUUCAUACUUCAAUGCUUAAUCCACUAGAUGUGUUAAUUAAAAAUCCUUCAGGACUUUACCUCAGUUUGAGUAACACGAGUUGCCGAAUAAUGUCAUGAUAACAUGGCGCCCCCUAGUUUAUAUUUAUGCAAUCCAAACAAACAUUGUAUUUGGCAACUAAUUAGCCUGGUAAUACCAAACUAUGCUACUUCGUUUUGCUUUGUAGGCUUUGUAGAGUACAGAAGCGAACUAAAAUUGAGCGGAAGUACAAAGUCUGACGUAGUCAGGCUAGCAACUAAUAAGCAAAUAUCAUUAAACCUUAAAAAUCAUUUAUUCGCAAAAUCG